AGAUUAAUCAUGGCUGCUUCAUUGAAACGUAUAAACAAGGAGUUAAACGAUAUGAGGAACGACCCUCCUCCGAAUUGUAGUGCGGGAUUGAAGGACGAUACGGGGAGUGAUAUCUUUAAGUGGGAGGCGAAAAUUAUGGGUCCGGUUGACUCGCCAUACCAAGGAGGCAUAUUCGACGUGGACAUCCACUUCCCUGUAGACUACCCGUUCAAACCUCCGAAAGUGAAGUUCGUGACGACGAUUUUUCAUCCGAAUAUUAAUAGCGAUGGGUCGAUUUGUUUGGAUAUUUUGAGGGAUCAGUGGUCUCCUGCUUUGACGUUGUCGAAAGUGUUAUUAUCAAUUUGCUCGUUACUUACGGACCCGAACCCGGAUGACCCGCUUGUGCCGGAGAUUGCGCAUAUGUAUAAGAAUGAUCGAUCACGAUAUGAGACUAUUGCUAGGGAAUGGACACAAAAGUAAGUGUGGCAUCUGACGUCGUGCCUCUGGGCGUUCUGAACAAUAAUUUAAUAAAUUUGUCCUGGCUAGAUACGCAAGUGGCCAAUCCUCAACAACUCCUCCUGUGCCUGCUACUUCCAAUACUGUGGCGACGCCGCCUUCGAACAAUACUCAAUCCGUCCCUCCUGCUGCUCCUGUUAGUGCACCACCUCCCGUCACUGCUGUUCCCGCAGCCAGCGCUAGUGCGGCCAGUGCUCCCACAACC
This is a messenger RNA of Fomitiporia mediterranea MF3/22, 700 nucleotides long. RefSeq names its product ubiquitin-conjugating enzyme E2 4. The coding region runs from base 10 to 459 and encodes 149 amino acids. Gene Ontology annotation, cellular component: nucleus. The transcript is spliced from 4 exons. The record is from RefSeq and is a predicted model, not a curated record. Gene Ontology annotation, biological process: protein polyubiquitination. Gene Ontology annotation, molecular function: ubiquitin conjugating enzyme activity. Lineage: Eukaryota; Fungi; Basidiomycota; Agaricomycetes; Hymenochaetales; Hymenochaetaceae.